UGCUUGCGCUCGUCUUGCGCCGGCUAGCUUCAAGCGUGUGCCAAAAUGAACCGGUGCAAAACCGUCGCCGUUUUGUGUGUCAGCGACUGGACUUACGUUCGGAAUAUCACGUUUCUUCGCAGCCGAACGGCAAAAUGUCGCCGAGCAUCGCUGAAAGAAACGUCCUUCCUCAGCCGGAGCCACGCCACCGCAACCACGCAGUGUCCUGAACUUGACGCUGACCGAGAAGCGCAGCCCAGGGCGAUUGACCUUGCGAGGAAGAUACAGCAGGCGAAGAUCAACGCGAAGGAGCCUGACCGUCCACUGUCCGCCCAGGAGAAGGCCGUCAGAGAGCUGAAGCAGCUAUCGCAGCAGCUGCAAGGGGUUCACCCCAACGUACUGGCCAAAUAUCUCCACAACAGCGUGCUGUUCCAAAACCAGGACGUAGUUGUCAUCAACAAACCCUAUGGGAUUCCUGUCCGCGGUAGCCCUGGGAUCACGUCCAUCUCCUCCGUGCUCCCUGUUCUUACGAAAAUGAUGGAGGGAAUGAGGAGCGUCUCUCAGCUAUACCCUUGUCCUGGACUUGAGAAGGAGAUGACAGGGAUUCUCGUACUGGCAAAGAGAGAGGAGGUGGUGGACCACAUCGUAACCCUGCACAAGAAUAAUCAAGUGCGGAAAAAAAUGUGGGCCAUCACCGUUGGCGUUCCUGUGCCAUCAGAAGGGGUGAUUGACAUUCCUGUGAUAGAGAAAGAGGUCUCAGGCCCCCGGCCCCAUUACAAGAUGGCUCUUAGUCCUGUGUAUCGAAUGGAUAACUCUGAACAGGGAGUAACCAGAGUCCGUGCCCAUCGGCAAGCCCAUGGUGCUGUGACCACAUACCGUGUCCUGGACAGCAGCGGUGGUUGCAGCCUUGUGGAGCUCCACCCACUCUCAGGGGUGAAGCACCAGAUUAGAGUCCAUAUGGCAGGUGCUCUGGCUUGCCCUAUUCUUGGGGACCACAAAUACUCCCAGUGGAGCAAACUGGCGCCUCAGAAAUUACCGGAAGGUGUGCUGAGAAAGCUGGGACUGGAGCAGAGCAAGACACGGCACCUUCCUCUUUACUUGCAUGCCCGCCAGCUGACGAUACCGGGAAGCAACCAUCAACCAGAUAUCUGCGUGUCCUGCCCCCUGCCGAGAUACUUCUUUAAAACGCUGCAGAGACUGCAGCUAACUCUUCCCCCGAAAGAAGAAAACCAGUGAAAACACACUGUAGUACGUAUAAGUGGGUGGAGUGUGUUUAGUUCUUUGGGUCCUGAUCAAGUCACAGAGAUGAGUUAACGUCAAGUCUGUUAACAUUUUGGACUUGUCCAGUCCUCGAAGGGGAAAGCAUGAAUGUGUUUUUAUAAAAUGGAUGUGUAAGAUCUUGUUUUCUGGACAGAAUCACAGUGGGCUUGGAGUAUCACAUUCUGACAGCGAGCUAUGCUGAGCUUGGUUCAGAAAAUAUGACAUGGCUACUUUUGUAAAUGCAAAACGCUGUGCAGUAUUUGUACUUCAUUAUAAAUAAGUGAACUGUAUACUUGGAUUCUGCAGAGCUUUGUACAUUGUCUUUUUAAAUGCCGUCACUGUGCUGUUACACCGGAUCUGCAGCUCGCUGGACAGCAGAAUAAACAUUGGUGGGGUUGGCUGAUGCCGGUCAUUGCUCAAAUGUUGUCGGGAGUAAAUUUGUACAGACAACAUACUUUCUCUCACUUUAGAUUUUUCGAAAACAGACUGAUGUGCAAGCUAAACAUGCGUUUUAAAAUGUUACCUCAUAAUGAGGUUAUAAAAACACGAUGGGUGUUUGUCUUCAUUGGUCCUGAGAAAGUUUCCCAUCUGCUGGAUGACUGAAGCGCUUGAUCUUGAGAAUAUUUGAGCGUAAUUUUGAUUUCUAACACAUGAUUCACGGGCAUAAAUUAUAUGCCUUCUUUUUUAAAGAUGGGCACAGGUUCUCCAACUUUAAACAUUUUAUCAGUAUACACAGGGGCCCAGAAAUGCAGCGUACAAAAACUUGUCCGUUAAGGUGUAAUGUAUUCCACUGGGACCUGAGAAAAGUCAGUCAAGGAUACAUGGCCUGUUAAGAAGUGAAGGAUUAAAAGGGAUAUGAAGUUCCUACCCACUUCCUACUCCCCAAUAAUGCUGCCGAUUGGUGGAUUUUAUUUUCACAUUGAUCCAUCCCUGACUUCACACUGGAAACGGCUCCUGUAUACCAGCGUCGGUGCAACUAAAGUUGUGGGGUACAAUUUUCAUUCAUCACAUUCACCCCAAAAACGACAUACUACUACCGUCUAUUAUGACGCAACACGAGUGGUUGAUAUCUCCACCAGGUGGCAGCCUGGAGGAUAUUGUUUUUGGCUGUGUGUCCGCAGCUAAUCUUGCAUCCUACUGGACCCAUCAGCCUGAUAUUUUUUGGUGAUUCAAAACCUUUGUAAAAUGUUUGUUCUUGCUACUGCCGCUCCUUCUCUUCUUUCACUCUCUAGGUCGCUAGACCCAUGCUGCUGUCUCGUCAAGCCAGAGCUGACCUGGCUGAUUUUCUGGAACAUUAGCGAAGGCAAAGGAUGAAAGUCAGUAGGAGCAAGACAGAAUACCUAUGCGUGAAUGAGAGGGAAGACAGUGGAAUGGUGAGGAUGCAGGGAGUAGUGGUGAUGAAGGCAUAUGAGUUUAAAUACUUGGGGUCAACUGUCCAAAGUAACGGGGAGUGCAGGAGAGAGGUGAAGAAGAGAGUGCAGACAGGGUGGAGUGGGUGGAGAAGAGUGUCAGGAGUGAUUUAU
Messenger RNA from Lampris incognitus (smalleye Pacific opah), 2762 nucleotides. It is a transcript of the gene rpusd4, whose product is annotated as RNA pseudouridine synthase D4. Bases 46 to 1215 code for a protein of 389 amino acids. NCBI's taxonomy places the organism in Eukaryota, Metazoa, Chordata, Actinopteri, Lampriformes, Lampridae. The record is from RefSeq and is a predicted model, not a curated record. The transcript is spliced from 6 exons. Gene Ontology annotation, molecular function: pseudouridine synthase activity; RNA binding. Gene Ontology annotation, biological process: pseudouridine synthesis.